Molecule: messenger RNA, 2464 nt
Organism: Myiozetetes cayanensis
Lineage: Eukaryota; Metazoa; Chordata; Aves; Passeriformes; Tyrannidae
Gene: SDR42E1
Product: short chain dehydrogenase/reductase family 42E, member 1
Exons: 3
Coding region: 121-1296 (391 amino acids)
Biological process (GO): steroid biosynthetic process
Molecular function (GO): 3-beta-hydroxy-Delta5-steroid dehydrogenase (NAD+) activity
Source: RefSeq, a predicted model, not a curated record
GGCGCGGCCCCGCCCGCCCCAUUUCCCGUGAUCCCAGAGCCCGGCACCGCUCCCGAGGGACGGGAAGGACGGGAAAGGCACAGCAGGUCAAUUUCAUCACAGAGCGCCAAAGGAAAGAGGAUGGAACCGGGAACCCCUGCCAAGGAGAGAGUCCUCAUUACUGGCGGAGGGGGUUAUUUUGGCUUCCGUUUAGGUUGUGCCAUAUAUCAAAAGGGAGUUGAUGUGAUUCUCUUUGAUGUCGUGAAGCCACUUCAAGCCGUGCCAGAGGGAAUAAAGUUCGUGCAGGGGGAUAUCUGCUGCCUGACUGAAGUGGAAGAUGCUCUCAGAGAUGUAAUCUGCGUAUUCCAUAUCGCUUCCUAUGGAAUGUCUGGCAGGGAGCAGCUGAACCGAAAACUUAUAGAAGAUGUUAACGUGAAAGGAACAGAAAAUGUCAUCCAAGCCUGCAAGAGCACAGGAGUGUCGAGUCUGGUUUAUACAAGCACAUACAACGUGAUAUUUGGAGGGCAGAUUAUAGAAAAUGGGGAUGAAUCUCUGCCUUACCUCCCUCUUCACCUCCAUCCCGAUCACUACUCCCGGACCAAAUCUUUAGCUGAAAUGAAGGUGCUGGAGGCAAAUGGUGCUGAGCUUGAAAAUGGGAGAGGUGUGUUAAGGACUUGUGCUCUGCGACCAGCAGGUAUCUACGGGCCUGGAGAACAGAGACAUCUUCCAAGAAUAGUCAGUUAUAUUGAAAGGGGGCUGUUUAAGUUUGUGUAUGGAGAUCCUCUUAGUUUGGUUGAAUUUGUGCAUGUAGACAACCUGGUUCAGGCUCAUAUCCUUGCCUUUGAGGCCCUCAAAGCCAACAAGCAGCACAUUGCUGCAGGCCAAGCCUAUUUUAUUUCAGAUGGCAGGCCUGUAAAUAACUUUGAAUUUUUCCGACCCUUAGUGGAAGGUUUGGGUUACAAGUUCCCAACCUGUCGCCUCCCUCUCUCCCUUGUCUAUUUUUUUGCAUUCCUUACUGAAGUAGUUCAUUUUCUUGUAGGACACAUUUAUAAUUUUCAGCCCCUCCUGACUCGCACAGAGGUUUACAAAACUGGGGUCACUCACUAUUUUAGUAUGGAGAAGGCCAGGAAGGAGCUGGGGUAUGAGCCUCAGCAGUACAGCCUGAAUGAAGUGGUGGAGUGGUUUAGAUCCCGGGGAUGUGGACCAAAGCCAAGAAAUUAUACCAUUAUGCAGCUUGUUAGGGAUGGAGGACUGCUUUUCCUGCUGAUUGCUGUGAUGGUCUCGUGGUUUCCAUCUGCAGUCACAUUUUCACUCUAAAAGAUGAAAUGCUGAGGACAGAAUUUAGUUAUGUUCUCCGCGUACUUCUGGUUUUGACAGACAGGUAAUAAAGAUUUUUUUUAAAAAAACACACAUUUGUGUGAUUCAGGUAAAUAUCUUUAAACAGUUUUAUCCCCAAGGAAUGGAACUAUUGAGUAAAGAGGUGUAAUUUUUAUACAGUUUCUCUGCAAAGUAAAACUGAUCAGAUCACUAACAAGAUGAAGCUCAGUAUUACUGCAAGCAGCAUUUUAUUCUCAGGUACAACAGCACACUGCAGUGAAUGGAACAAAUGUCCUUAGGCUGGCUGUUCUUCCUCCCUGAUGGCAUUAUACUCUUGAUUCCUGCCCUAUAUUCCUAAAGAGCUUGUGCUACAUGAUCCAGAGGAGAAUAAACUUACUCUUUGAUCACAUUCCAAAACCCAGUUCUGCUUUCCAGCUUGGUUGUAUAUGUGCCUAACCAAGAUGAACUGAUAAACUGCUAGACAAUAAACAAAUGUGGUUUCUUUACAUUCUGGUACGCUUUUCUGACUUAACUCUGUGAUAUCUAAUGUCAUUCCUGGAAAAGGCACCAUAGUUAAUCUAAAUUACAGCAAAGUGCUUGAAGCACCACAGAUUUGUAGAUUUUUCUAACAGUGAAAUAUGUCUGUUUAAAAUGAAUGAGCUAACUAAAGUGCAUUCAUAAAUAAAACCUAUUAUUUUCCCCAGCAUUACUGAAUGGAUAAACAAAGAAUCCAUCAAAGACAUCUGGUAAGUGAUUACACUCACGUUCCACUAUUUAUAAAACGUUUUUAGCUUUAAUAAUAUUUCUUUAACACCUGACACAAUUUGAGUAGAACUUUACCUUUGUAGUAGGAAGAUAAACACUUGCUACAAGGAAAUUCAUAAUUUCAUGGAGUUUUAAGAAUAGAAGAUAAGACCUUGUUAAGUACAGGUCACUACUGUCCCAAGCAACUCCCGUCAGUUUAAUGUAGGAAGAGAAACAGAAACCACCUCAGAUGUUAAAACACGAAGUUGUUUUCCCUUAACCCAUCAGCAUUACUGUUUCUGUACUCCUUGACAAAAGGAGAGUCCUCCAAGAAUUUCACACUUCUCUUUAAACUUUAGUCUUUCUAUUUAAUAGCUGAAGCUACACUGCUCUUAAAUUAAUUGUAACUUCCAGUUCCUUCAGU